CAACGGAAGCCGCGGUGGUGACAACGACAGGUGGUGGAAGAAAAGUGUAUGGAAAUGUUUAUGACACCUACAUAGGACUAACACGAUAAGUGUCCGGGAUAACAAUAAAGGUCAACAUGGCGACCACAAUGCCAAGUCUGCUUCCAGCAAGCACAGGUGUACAGUUUACUGCCAGACCCAGCACCAGAUUGCGAGACCCAUCCAGACUGAAACAAGUUGGCUCUUCAUCUUCUCAUGCAGGGUCUCCUGUAGCCUCAGACCGAGGGGUGACCUCCCCUAAUGGUAGCAUGUCCAGUAUUGAAGUUGAGGCUUUGUUAAGGGAGAAGGUGAGAGCCAACCACCAGAACAUAAUACAGGGCUUUCAUACUUACGAUAUUGAACAAAAUCAGAGCGUUACUAAGGGCGAGUUUCGCCGCGUUCUCGAGUCGUUUUGUUGUCAUCUCACCACUGAGCAGUUCGAAGCAGUAUUGGCAAAGGUUGACAAAAACCCUAAUGGAACAGUCAGAUACCUUGACUUCUUGGACAAGUUUUAUGGUCAGGACACCAGAAUUGCCAGUCCAGAGAAGCGUGUCAAUGGUCCCAUGAGGUACAUGCCUCCAACAACAGCCCGGGAAAUCAACAUGGAUAUGAUAGAGAAGAUGCUGAAAGACCGGAUUUCAAACAAUAUGAAGGCGGUAAUCAAGGCUCUACAACUAUUUGAUUACAACAGAGAUGGGAAAAUCCAGCGACACGAACUACGCAGGGUGUUAGAUAACUACUGCUUCAAGCUCUCUGAUUCACAAUUCGAGAAGCUUUGGAUGCGGUACGAUUUUCAUCACACGGGGAUGUGUAACUACAAACAGUUCCUGGAACGAAUGGGAGUUAGUGUGGCACAUCAUUCCAAACCUCCACCACAGGAUGGGGCCAAGGGAGCCUUGCUGUGGCCCCAAAAGCCUCCUCCACCAGCUGCUGGAAGUAUGGUCACUACACAGAGGAAAGAUGAUGAACAGGCAAUGAAGAAAAUGAGUUUUGACCAGAUUGAGGCAGAGUUCCGAAUGAGGAUGAGGCGGAACUACUUGAACCUGAAGAAGAUUUUUAUUUCAUUUGAUCGUAACCUUGAUGGGUUUAUAAACCUGGAGGAUCUAAAGUCUAUACUCACACAGUUCACUAUUCCAAUGUCAGACCCAUUGUUUAAACAGCUCAUGGAAAGAUGUAAUGUCAGGGGAACAGGAAAGAUAUCUUGGGAGGCCUUUUUGGAAAAGUUCCAGGAUGCUCAGGCAUCAGGGAAUGGCCAGACCCUUCCUAUCAAACCAGGCCACAAAUUUUUCCCUAUUCGUGAGGAAAUGCAGACAUUUGAGGUGGACGAUAUAUGGAGAUUGCUGUACAAACAUGUUCACAAUCACUACCAUUCUAUAAAGCAAGCAUUCCUACAGUUUGAUAUAAGUCGUAAAGGGCGAGUGACAAGGAAAGAAUUAAGGAAUAUCAUUGAAAAGUUCACAUUCCGAUUGGAUGAUCAGCAAUUCAAACAACUUAUGCUGAAGCUGGAUCCAGAACAUACAAACAACAUCUCUUAUCAUCAGUUCCUGGGUUUGUUUGAGGAAACUGAAUCACUGGCACAAGGACACAAGUGGCUGAACUCUGUACAUAGAUUCAAUGAAAACCCUAAACCUGCUAUUAUGGCAUGGGAAACAGUGGAGGAAAUUCUACGAGAGAAAAUCACAGAGAACUGGAAAUCAGUGUCGGGUGCUAUCGUGGAUUGUGAUCAUAAAGAUCAGGGUUUUAUCACACAGGAACAGAUGAAGAGGGUCAUUGAUAAUUACGUAUUACCGAUCUCUGACCAACACUUCAGUCAUAUGCUACAGAGAUGUGCUGAUUGUAGCAACGGCAGGGUUAACUAUGUGGAAUUCCUGGAGAAACUCAAUGUGGACGUAACCCCAGGUGAUCUACUCGGCCUCAGUACACAAAUUCAUGAUGAAAGUCAUGUCCGGGAAAAUUUCCGAUGUCGAGAUCAAAUUGAAAGACAAAUUCGAAAUAUACGGAGAGCAAAACACAAAACCGACAACAUGACAGCUGAUGAAGUGAUGGCUCGCUUGAAGGACCGCAUGUCACAACACAAAAUGCAGAUCCGACAGGCAUUCCUCUCAUUUGAUAAGAGUGGCAAAGGAAAAGUUAACAAACGCAAUUUCAGAGAGGUACUAGUCAGUAUGGGGAUGCCGAUGGCUGAUGAACAUUUCCAGGAUCUUGUUUCCAAGAUCGGGUUCCAAAACGGAUCCAUGUUGUACAGUGACUUCGUCCAGGCAUUUGAGGACCCAAGGAUCUAUGGCCCUGGUGAUGAUGUACAGCGCUCUGGAAAUCACCAUGUCAACCCGAUCAGAGGAGAUGAAUUUGGAAUGUCUGCUGACGAGGUUGAGAAAAAACUUCUUAGCAAGCUACGUGAAAAUUUUGCUAAUUUACGUGCUGCAUUUUAUAAAUUUGAUGAUGAUCACAAUGGAAUUCUAACAAAAAGUAAUUUCCGAAGACUUUUGGAUUCGUUCAUGUGUAUAAUGUCAGACGAUGAAUAUGAAGUUUUGUGUAAACGAAUGGGUAUAGACUCCAAGUCACGGAUAACAUAUGAAGACUUCUUACGGAGAUUCGAGAUCAGGGAUAGCGCAGAAGGUCACAAGUGGCUGAAGUCAGUUCAUAGGUAUAAUGACACACAGCCAGCAGCAGAAUUAACUGCGAUGGAAGUCCAUGGAGAACUGAAACGCAAGGUCCAUCAACAAUGGAAGGAUAUAGCCGGGGCAUUCAUCAGUAUUGACUCCCGAGGGAAAGGAAUCAUCACCAAACGGGACUUGAGAGACUUACUAUUUAGGUUUGUCCUUCCCAUGUCUCCAGAGGAAUUCAAGAUUCUGUGGCAAAUGUAUGACAGUGCUGGGAAAGGUUUCCUAUCUCACAAAGAUUUCCUGGCCAAGUUGGGCACGUCCGAGUUCACACCCACAGAUAUUAUCGGUACAAGUAGUAAGAUCAUUAAUGACAGUAAACAAUAUGUCAUUGACCACAACAAACAACAGCUUGGCAAACACCAGAAAAUCACACAACACCAGGCAGAACGUGUGUUGUUUAUGUCUGCAGAAGAGGUGGAACGACAGCUCAGAGACAAGAUCCGAGACAACUACAAAGAUUUCUAUGGUGCAUUCACCAAGUACGACACAGAAAAGAAAGGUUCAUUAUCUGUCAGAGAUGUCCAGAAAGUUCUUACAGAUUUUAGCUUCUUUAUGAAUGAUGAUGAAUUCUUCCUUCUCCUUGACAGGAUUGGAUUACCUACAAACAGAAGUCGUCUCAACUAUGAAGCCUUCCUGAUGGCGUUUGAGGAUGGGAGGAAAUCUGCUUAUGGUAAUAGAACACCCGAGCUACAGAUCUCACAGUACAUGGGUCUCACACCCCCUGAGGCAGAAGAACGUCUUCGGGAGAUGGUCUCCAAGAAUUAUGACCUUUUAAGCAAAGCAUUUGCAGCUUUUGAUAAAGACAGAACAAAUUUGAUGCCUCUGGCUGAUUGGAGAACAUUAGACAUAUUCAUGUUCAAGCUGACGGAACCUCAGUGGAAAUACCUAAAGAGUCGGCUACAGCUCACGGAGAACCAGGUCAACUACCUCAUGUUCCUGGAUAACAACACCCUCAGUGGUUCAGAGGAUGCUGAGAGAUGGCUGGCCAAUCUGACAAGGAACAUCAAUGCACAGACACCUAGUCUGAACUCCAUGGAAGACAUACAAAGUCGCUUGAAGGAAACUGUGAUCGGCCAUUUUUACACAUUGGCAAGAGCCUUCAGUGACCUUGACUAUGCUGGGAUAGGGGUCGUCUCCAAGGAGGACUUCAAGGAAGUCAUCAAUAAGACUGCCUUUAGGAUUACAGAGGAACAGUUUGAUAACCUGAUGGCCUACAUUCCAACCAAUGAAUUUGGAAAUGUUGAUUACAAACUAUUCAUGAAGCAGUUUUCUACUGGUCCAGAGGAAAUGGAUAAACUAGAGCCCCUGCCUCAGCGCCCCGCCUCCACACUGAUGGGGCGACGCCCACAGUCCAGGGCUGUGUCACGAGCAAUGUCACGUUCAAUGACUCAGCUGGAUAUGAGGAAGACAGGCUCUAGGAUGUCACGAGGGCCAUCACGCAUGGCAACGCCCAUGAUCAAUGCUGAGUCAGCUGAGCAGCAGCUAAAGGAUGUUAUCAACCGUCACUGGAAGGAAGUCCAGCGUUUGUGUAGAAAUCAGGAUCGCAACAACACUGGCACUAUCGCUGUCAGCGAUAUCCUCGAAAUCUUCGAUAAGUUGGGAGUACAGAUACCACAGCAUGACCUCAGUGAUUUGUUAACAAAGUAUGAUAUCCAAGAGAACGGGACGUUCUCCUACGUCGACUUCCUGCGACAUUUCAUCAUCAACCUUAAAGCUGGAGAUCAAGCUGGUCCUUCAUUGUCACGGAAACAGAUACCUCAGACAAAAGUAACGAAUGAAACUGGUUCCGCAUCUAGCCAGCUUUAUGAGGCGAUGAUCAGGGUUCGAGAUUGUGUAAUGCAAAAUUGGAAAGAAAUGCGACGGAAUUUCCGUUCUCUUGAUCCUGGAAACUCAGGAAGUGUAGAAGCUUUGGACUUCCGCAGAGUUUUGCGACAAUUUAACAUGAAUAUCUCUGAGGAAGAAUUCUAUCACUUGUUAUCCUAUUAUGACAAGAACAUGGAAGGGAUGAUCAAUUACAAUGAUUUCAUCAGGGCAUACUUACAAUAUUCGUGAUCAAGCUCCCUCAAAUGUUUGACAGGAAACUGAAUUUAGUAUCAUUGGCUUAAAAUUGCAUUUUCAUUUGCUUGAGUGUUCUUAGAAUUUCUUGUCUCAGACUUAUAAGAUUGUAUGUAGGAGAUUUCACUAUAAGCCUGCUAGUCAUAAACAUCAAGUGUUGCAAUUUGUAUGUCAACAUGUCUACUAUUUUUAACAAAAUUUGAUUACAUUCUUUUUUUCUUGGAUAUUUAUACUAUUACUCUUAUUAUUUAAAAGGGAAAUGGUAUGAAUCAAGGGCAAAAUGUUGUAAAAUCUUUUCAAAUUUAAUUAAAUGUUACAGGAAAAUUAAACACCCAGAUUAUACACAGUACAUUAUGCUAGUAUAUGGUUGAAAAAUAUCAGUUGUCCCAAGAAAAUAGAUAUUGUAAAAAUUCUAGGUGUUUGUAUUGCUGAAUAUAGUAUCUUAAAACAAAUGUUUUUUUGUAUAACAAUGUGUCAAACUCUGGAAAACAAACUGACUGAAAAUAUGGUUUAUCUUAAAUAGUUUGUUCAUUAUUUUGUUAGUAUUAUAAAGAAAAACAAUGUGCGGCAAAAAAAUCUAAAGUCCCUACCUAAUGUGUCACUCAAAAAUUGUCCGAUUGAUAGUGAAAGAAUUUUGACAGAAUUUUGCUGUACUUCUUUUCUGGAAAACACAAUCAUAUAUUUUUCUCUAUAUAAAAGUUGAUAAUAAACUUUCAUACAUGUAUUUGCUUUUGCAUUUCUAUCAUUAGACUUGCUGUUUGGAAUGUACAGCAAUACUCUUUAGAGUCUUUAUUUCUCUGUAAUUCUCUCACAUGGAUUAGAAAACUAAUACCUUUAAACACUCAAGUUUUAUAUAUCAACUUACAGGUAAUAUAAAAUCAUUAAAUUUGAGAUGUCAAUUAUAAUCCUUGAUUUUUUGUUGUUAUCUUUAUUCCCAUACUGUAUGUAGUUUAUUCUAUAUAGAAGUUGUCAUUUGUGGGAUUGUUACUGUGAAAAAUGUUGAUAAUGCUUAUAUGUUUUGUAUCCGACAGGAAGUUAUAUGUUUUCAGAGUUUUAAUUUUACAAUUAUACAAUGUAUUUACCUACUUUAUAACAUGUGUCUUUAUACAUGUAUGUGAUAUAUCUGUGAUAUUUUGUCUUGUGUGCUUUAUAAGUAUAUCGGAGGCAGAAAAAAUUGUUAUUUUUUUUAUAUAUAUAUGAAUAUGCAAACAGUGUAGCCUUUUUUAGUCACAAAAUUAAUGUUUUUAGGAGAUUAUUUUUUUUUGCUACAACCCAAAAUAUUUGGAAAUGUCAGGGGUAUGACUUUAUCCUUCAGAUCUUUGUGUGUUGUGUUAGUGCUCUUGAAAUAUUUCACAUCUUGUUUCCACUUCAGUUUACAUGGCUUUUAUAUACCAUAUAAUAUUUCCUUUGAUGUUAUCUGUUUGAGGAUUCUGUUUUUGUUUGAUAAUUUUAGAGAAAAAUUCUGCAACAUUUCAACUGAUUUUUCGUGUUCAAAAAGUAGCUUGAAUUAAUUAAGUUAAUUGGAAGAUUUACAAAGUAGCCGGUUUGUUUUUGGUAUAAACUAUAACAGUUUACUGUGUUAUGCGAUACCAAUGACCUCUUGAUUUCUGAAAUCUCUACAAUGGAUCUCAAAGUUAAGUUUUUUUUUAAUUUUCAGUUCUACAUGAAGUUCCUACAUUUAUGGUCAACUCAUGACUAUCAAAAUAACUCAUGGCUUCAUGUACUUUUUAUUUUUGCAAAUGACCAACACAUAUUUUCAAAUACCAAAGGUAAGGAUCUAGAUAUGCUGUCCAUAUUAGACAUACAAUUCCAAAGCUGUUAUUACACAAAUAAUUCUUUUGGAAAUUAAACUAGCAAUAUCAAUUUCAGAAAAAAGUAAAGCUUUGCAAUAUCUGAUAUUUACCAAGCAAAGAUAUUAAUGCUGUUCCCAUUGUUGGUUUGAUUUAAGACAUUUUUAGCAUCAUGCAGUUCUUUUUUGUAUUAUCAAAAUCAAGAAUACAUUAUUUACAUUUUUGAUGAUGAAAUGAACUUAAGGUUGUAUAUAUCAUGAAUAGAUAUUCGACAUGUAAAAUAACAUCUCUUUUUUUUUGUCAAAAAAUGUGUGCACUGAAAUUUGGACUUGUUACAUUUAUAUUCAGAUUCAUAAAUACAAAUGUAGUCAUUCAAAUGACACCCAAAUAUUUAAUGAAACAAUUGCAUGAUUUGUGUGGUAGAUAAUUGCUUGAAUAAGAUUUGCUGUAAUUGUUUGAAGUGAUUUGUUUUCAUUCUCAAUCAAACAUUUUAAAAUAGUUCUCAUAAUUCUAUCUCAGUAAUAUGAGAAACAAAGAAGUAUACAACAGGUAUUAUUGAAAUCUACACUCCGUUGCUACAAUUCUGCGCAAUACAUUGGUUUACCAAUACAUCAGGUACACUGUUUUAUAACAAAUUAUUUUAUUUCCUCUCAGUUUUUAACUAUUUUAUUUGAACUGUUGUAUUCAAAGUUCAAGAUAUUUAUGAUUUUUUAUAAAUCUUUAAGUUAAAUGUGAUUAUUCAUGAAAUUGACAGGAUGAUGUGACUAUUAUGCAGUGAAAUUAUACCCUGAUUUUUGUCUGUAUUUUUUCACAUUAUACAACCUUUGUGAUGUUAGAAUUGAGAGAUUUGACAACAUGAUACUAUAGACCAGAGACACACAGACAGAAUGACGUCUUCAAUGGAGAUGUAGAACAUGUAUAUUUUUAAGAACAUUCGUACAUAUUUUUCAUAUUGCAUUAUGAUAAAUUGUUAAUCUCCCACUUUGAACAAUCCCUCGGUGGGAGAUCUCUCACUUUUGACAAUCCCUUGGUGGGAGAUCUCUCACUUUGAACAAUCCCUCGGUGGGAGAUCUCUCACUUUGAACAAUCCCUCAGUGGGAGAUCUCCCACUUCGAACAAUCCCUCGGUGGGAGAUUUCUCUCUUUAAACAAUCCCUCGGUGGGAGAUCUCUCACUUUCGACAAUCCCUCGGUGGGAGAUCUCUCACUUUAAACAAUCCCUCAGUGGAAGAUCUCUCACUUUAAACAAUCCCUCAGUGGGAGAUCUCUCACUUUAAACAAUCCCUCGGUGGGAGAUCUCUCACUUUGACAUCUCUAGAGGUUGGCAACCCUGUAAACAAGGUCAUGAUAAUGUUUGAAAGCUUCUACUGGUGAAAUGAAAUCUAUGAAUUUUUAAAAUUCAAGUUUUCUUAUUUAUUUGGAAGAUUGAGUCUGAUCAUAAGAAAUCAAUUGAAGACUUGUCCGAUAAUAAAUCUCAUGUAAAAUUUAAAUGCCACAUACUGGUAUGAUCAUGUCCUGAUGUCGAGGAGAUAGGAUUCCUCACCGAUUGUAAAUUUACUACAAAUCAUUUUAUGAAUUUGUGAACUUCUUGCUAUAUGAGCUUAUGUGAUGUUUUUAAGUAAUUAAGAUUGUGAUUAUAGAAUGUGUGAAAUGUGGAUCACCAGACCUAUACUGCUGACUGAAAUAUAUACAUGUAGUGUCAAAAUUGACUAUUUACCUUUAAUACUUACCAGAUUGAUGAGUCAGUUUACACAAAUAGUAUUAAGGUUAUCACUGCUGAAUUUAUUAGAAAUGUACUAGGAACUAUCAGUUGGAUGACCGUCACUGAGAUAACCUGUGUGGAUUAUCAGUACAUGUGCACAUUAUUUUACAAAUUACACCAUGUCUUGAACCAUUUGGUUAAAAUUGAAAUAAUUAAUUGCUAUUUGAAAAUUCAUUACUCAAGAUAUUGUAUAUUUUCUUUGAAAUGGCUUCAAGCAUUUGUUUUGCCAUUAUGAGUAAAACAAAUUUGUUAUUGUAGGUGAAAUUUGCAUAUUGAACAAAACAUGCAGAUUACUAUAGUCUUACAGUAUUGCAAAAACGUGACCGUUACAAGAAUCCUAGGAUGUUGUUUAAGUGGAAUUUUCUGCUGAGUAUACACCAAGUGUUACAAAAGACUUAGUAUACAUAUGUAUAAUGAUGAUGAUAAUUAAAAUUAAAAUGAUUCUCAAAAA
Molecule: messenger RNA, 8737 nt
Organism: Pecten maximus
Lineage: Eukaryota; Metazoa; Mollusca; Bivalvia; Pectinida; Pectinidae
Product: EF-hand calcium-binding domain-containing protein 6-like
Cellular component (GO): nucleoplasm
Molecular function (GO): calcium ion binding
Source: RefSeq, a predicted model, not a curated record